AUGGCACUGGCACCACCCCCACUGACCCCCACCGACCCCCACCACCCCCACCGGCAGCAGCAGCAGCAGCAGCAGGGCACUUGUGGUACUCACUUAGCAGCUUCUCAUAACACAGAUGUUAUCCUGUACCUCCAUCUGCCUGUACCUCCAUCUGCCUGUACCUCCAUCUGCCUGUACCUCCAUCUGCCUGUACCUCCAUCUGCCUGCACCUCCAUCUACCUGUACCUCCAUCUGCCUGUACCUCCAUCUGCCUGUACCUCCAUCUGCCUGCACCUCCAUCUGCCUGUACCUCCAUCUGCCUGCACCUCCAUCUACCUGUACCUCCAUCUGCCUGUACCUCCAUCUGCCUGUACCUCCAUCUGCCUGUACCUCCAUCUGCCUGAACCUCCAUCUGCCUGUACCUCCAUCUGCCUGUACCUCCAUCUGCCUGUACCUCCAUCUGCCUCCAGCUGUUUCCCAUUUACAGAUAAAACCAUAAAGACCGUGUUUGACUUCACUCUGAAACAAACAGGAGCUCAGGGGAUGGACCGCAGCGCUGCGCAGAAACGUGCACCUGAAAGACCUCCUUUCGUUUUCAUUCAUCUGAUAGAAGAGGUGUGA
Molecule: messenger RNA, 600 nt
Organism: Knipowitschia caucasica
Lineage: Eukaryota; Metazoa; Chordata; Actinopteri; Gobiiformes; Gobiidae
Source: the annotation of a GenBank genome assembly